Homarus americanus (American lobster) is the source of this 3299-nucleotide messenger RNA. RefSeq names its product venom allergen 5.01-like. The record is from RefSeq and is a predicted model, not a curated record. NCBI's taxonomy places the organism in Eukaryota, Metazoa, Arthropoda, Malacostraca, Decapoda, Nephropidae. Gene Ontology annotation, cellular component: extracellular region. The coding region runs from base 126 to 1187 and encodes 353 amino acids. The transcript is spliced from 9 exons.
UGUAUAUCUAACUAGUGAGCUGUUCACUACCGCGUCGCUCCUCGCUGCCCAGCCUCAGCAAUCCGUCCACUACUUAAACUUUGACCUAAACGUCACGGAACAAGACAACGAAAUAUAACAUAAGCAUGAGUGGUACCCGGAGAGCCGCGAUGCUGCUGCCGCUUUUGCCUCUGCUGCUUCUGGCGGCAUUGCUGAGGCCGGCGAACUGUUGCGAGUACCAGGCCGUAGACUCCCGCCAUACCAUGUGUAGCUUCCGUCCUGGACAGUGUUCCGGCAAGACCCUCUUGCGUACCGGAGGACUUACCUGUCAGGACAAGGAAACCAUCUUAGACACCCACAACAGCCUGCGCCAGAAGGUCUCUAUGGGCCACGUCCAUAACCAGCCUCCAGCACUCAACAUGCGGACAUUGGUGUGGGAUGAAGAACUAGCCACAGUAGCCCAGCGGUGGGCAGAUCAGUGCAUGCCAGGCCACGACCGAGCCAGGAAUGUGGCACGCUUCACCGUGGGCCAGAACGUGGCAGCGGCCUGGACCUACGAGAGGGAUGAGGGGGACACGCCGGACUUCGCUACACAGGUGGAGGCGUGGUUCAACGAGGUCAAUCAGUACGGCUUUCCCAAGGGCAGUGUGGACCCCUUCAGAUUCAACAAGGCAACGGGUCACUACACACAGAUGGUGUGGGCAGAGACAUACCUGGUCGGGUGUGGCUACGCCUACUACAAGGACCCUGCCCUGGGCUACACCAAGAUCUACGUGUGUAACUACGCCCCCGGAGGCAACGUGAUAGGAGGCUCCCUGUACAAGCUCGGGUUCCCUGGCCAACAGUAUUGUGUCAACGACGGGCUCCACCCCUCAACUGCCUACCAGGGCCUUUGUGAUAAGGACGCGGUGAGCCUGCCUGGGCCGUGCGGCAAGGGCUACCAUCACCCACCAGCCUCCAACAGCAUAUCAUCAGGUGGCCAUCACCCCAUGAUGACGCCCCAUCAAUCCCCCCACCACAUGAUGAUGCCCCAUCCCGCCCCCCACCACCCCAUGUCUGCCCAUGGACCCCCACACGACUUCAUGGACCACGACGAUCACGACCUUAUGAGACCCUCCGAGUUCCUCAUGAAGGGAAUUCAGGAACCUUUCAAGGGGCUCAUGAAAAUUCUCAACCCGUGGAACAUACUGAAUCGCUUUACAGGAUAGAGACCGCCAUAUUUUCCACUACACACCGUGCCCACCGCCCUGGCGUCCACUGCUGUUUGAGCUCCUUCCUGGGAGCUCACAAACUCAAAUUAUUCUCGUCGUUUCGUUACCAAUAUUUUGUACUUAUAUCUGUAAGAGUCGUGAUUGUAGUGUCUUAGUCAUGAUGUGUGUGUGUGUGUAAGCGUGGCUUGAAGUGUCAAUUGAAUUUUGCCGAGUGAUUAAAGCAUUCAAAGUACAACUGUUAAGAAGUGCAGUGCUGCGGUGCAGCAAACUGCCUGUGUGGUAGUCUGUGUGAAGGCCACUCCUUGUUACCCUACAAGAAGACAACUACACGUAAGAAACUCAUGAAAGCAAAUAUCAUAUAUUACGAGACUCAGGUAGCACUCGAGAAACAUAUACAAGUGGAAGACAUGCAUUUAAAACAAUUCAUAUAUCAUAUUACUAUUAUGGGUGGCUUGAUGAAGUUUUGGCAGUGGCUUUUUAAUAGUUUACCUGAGUGUUGGUUAAGUGUUAAUAUAUGUAUGAGGAGGAACUGGGGGGAUACUUUGUAACUUGUCUUCUAGGAAGACUUAAUCUCCUCAUAACUUAUAGUCGGGUAAAUCUGUGGUGAAUCUUAGCCAGAAAACACGUAUUGUGAUUUAUUCUUCAAUAGAUCAUUGAUGAGUGUUAAAUCAAUUUAACGUAAACAAGCAGACUGACUUUGGGUCCUAGAGUGUUCCAGGCUCGUCUGACAUAUUUUGUGAUACUCAUGUGUUCGAGGCAAGACAGAUGCACCGCACAGUCACGAUGGUUAUGUUCUAAUGUAUAACUUGUCAAGAUGGGCCAGGAAAUAAAAUUUCAUGGCUUUGCCACAGAUGUAAUGUACAAUAUCCAUGCAGUUUGGAUAAAGUACUGUAUGGUGGGUGAUGUACUUGUGCCGGUUAGGGAUGGUUCACCGCCUCAAGGUUGUCUGAGAAUCACACGAAUACUACUGUACAUAUUCGUCAGCUGAUUGCACUGUAAAUAUUCGUCAGCUAAUUGCACUGUAAAUGUGCUUGGGGUGGCUCAGAAUAUUAUUAUAUUAAUGUACUAUGUUUGUCUGUGCAUCAUGUUGUUAGUUUGAUGCAGUUAUAUACUGUGUGUAAAGUAUAAAUGUAGACUGUUGUUUGCGGAACAAGAUUCACAAUCAGUCAUCACAAUAGUUUUCAUGAAAUUUUAUACUAAACGUUAGCUGUCAUGCCAAGGAAUAAUCUUCCCUUACACGCUUUCCCUCCUAAAAUUGUCUACUGUACUUAUAUGUGGGUUUACAUUUUACCACACUCUAAAAUGCUUUUAUGAAACGUAAAUAAACUGCCAGGGUUCUUAAAUAUGUACUUUUGUAUGUUGCUUCAGCACAAUGUACUGUAUAGUACUGUUAAGUUCUUUUGCGUCUGCUAGCAGUAAACAAAAAUGUUUUCUUGGUUAUGUUGAGAGGAGCCAUAUUUAAAAAGUAUUAUAUUUAAUUAGUAUACAAUAAAGUUUAUUUAACUUGACCUUAGAGGUCACUUCGGCAGAUAUUUUCUGGAUAAAAAUAUUUUCAUUUUUAACUCCUGGAGAUAAUCUAAAGGUGAUGUGGCCUCCCUUGACAAAUAAUACCUGUUAUAAGCAAAAGAUUAAACAUGAUUUUUACUGAUGUCUUAAAACAUUCUUACCUCUUAUAGCAAAUAUUUAUGUGUAGUCGCUCUGUAAACAUUAGAAUAAAUUGCGUCAAUGGGCAGGUCACCCUGCAGUCUUCCCGGGUCACUAUGAGGCUGACCCCCAGGCUAACGGGCCACAUUACGAUUAUUCCAAUGGCAUUACAAAAAUAUGAGAAACAAUUAUGUCGCGAGUAUUAUCUCUUGAUCUUUGUAAGGAAUACCCAAAUGUAUAGUUCAUAUUACUGUAGUUAACUUCAUAACCAUUUUCAUCCCAAAACAAAAAACCUAUAAAAAGUGUAGUUUGAUGAGUGUAUCUUGUAUGUGUUUGACAGUGUGGCGACCUGGAGAGCUACGAGGAGGUCCUCAAAAGACACACAAACAGAAGAGGCUAUUUAUUGUAUUUAUAGAUACAAGCUUUAUAUUGUAAGUGAUCAACUUUAUAAAUCAAUACAACAUA